GCUUUACGACAAGACGUGACAUAUUAUUGAAGACCCUGCGCGUGCGGCGCCGGCGCGAGGAGCUGACGCACACAGGCAGUCUGCUGCUGGCCGCUGGCUCUCCUUUUACUCCGCCACCCAACAGUAGCUGGCUGCUUCACCAUCGGACAACGGCUGUUUCACCGAGUGUAAACCUAAGCGGUCGGCAGGGGUCAUGAGGGUGUCGGAGGCCCUGCUCGCUGUACAGAGCAGCUGAAGCAGACAUGGGCAGAGGAGUCUCGGAGAGGAUCGGAAGGCUCAGCCUCGUCGACGUCAACAGCUGCAACCACCACUGGCUACGCAACAAGCUCCCUGUAUUCGCCAGCAUCUCCCAGUAAGACUUUGCGAUGAGAAUGUCCGAUAUCGUGGACACUGAAGCGAUGAAGGUUUCUGAGACCACCGACACAGUGUCAGCGGCAAGAGACAACGCCACCAAGUCUGAGGUCUGUGACCAGAGCCAGAGCAGCAAGGACGAACACGGCAACAACAAGAAGGACAUUCAGCCUGUGAAGUACUCGAAGUCCAGUACCAGGCAAAAGCUCGUGCGGAGCCUGGCAGUGUGCGAAGAAUCCUUUCCUCCCCCUAUUCCUGAACCUUCAGCUGCACAUCAGGAUGGAUUCCUCCCCCCGGCCUUUGAAAACGAGGAGCGCGGCGCAAAGGACCAAGCCGAGAAGGAAAGCGGCGGCGACAAGGCGGACAAACCGGAGAAGGCGCCGAGGAAAAUGCUCUCAAGAGAUUCAAGUCAGGACUACACCGAUUCCACCGGCAUAGACCUCCACGAGUUCCUUGUCAACACGCUGAAGAGUAACCCCAGGGAUCGGAUCAUGUUGCUGAAGUUGGAACAGGACAUCUUGGAUUUCAUCAGCAAUAAUGAAAGCCAAAAGAGAAAGUUCCCCCCCAUGACGUCCUACCACAGGAUGCUGUUACAUCGCGUAGCAGCCUACUUUGGCAUGGACCACAAUGUGGACCCCAGCGGAAAGUCAGUGGUGAUCAACAAAACCAUCAACACUAGAAUACCCGAUCAGAAAUUCUCGGAGCACAUCAAGGAUGACAGGGCGGACGACUUUCAGAAACGCUACAUUCUCAAACGAGACAACGCCAGCUUUGAUCGCGAAGACAGCAUGAUCCGAAUGCGUUUGAAAGCUGACAAGAGGAGCAAAUCGAUGGAGGAGAGGGAGGAGGAGUACCAGCGAGCCAGAGAAAGGAUUUUUGCACAUGAUGGAGAACACUUCCUAUUAGACAGAAGUGCACAGGAGGAACACGCAUGCAUGAGCACUCAACAGAGGCGGCAAAUGUUCAGGUUGAGAGCCGGCCAUUCUGGCGCCAGCCGGCAGAGCAGCUCUGAGACGGACACGCUGCCCCGGCACAGCGAGCCGCGGCCGUGGAGCAGCACCGACAGCUCAGACAGCUCCAACCGGCUCGCCCCGCGGCCCGCCAUCACCAAGGCCAGCAGCUUCAGCGGCAUUUCCCCCGGCCUCGUGCGAGGAGACAGCACGGCCAGCAGCAAGAGCACCGGGAAGCUUUCCAAAACAGGUUCCGAGUCUUGCAGCAGUGUCGGCUCCUCGUCCAGCUCUCUGUCUCGCCCCCAUCCGCCCCUCCCGGCGUCCGCCUCCUCGCGCUGCUCCGUCCCCGGCGCCCUCCUGGUGCACCGCGCCGCCGACGCCAGAGGGCCCGGACACGCCGAGGCCGCGAAGAGCGCCGCCUCCCAGCUGCUGGCGUCGGCCAGCGACGCCACAAACUACUACAUGCUGCCGCUAGAAGCCUCAGGGAUUCCACCCGGCAGCGUCCUGAUCAACCCGCACACAGGCAAGCCUUUCAUGCACCCCGACGGCAGCGCGGUGGUUUAUAACCCGGCUGCCGGCAGGAUCCCACAGCCGGGGAAGACGCCGCCGCAGCCGGGCCACGCAGCGUCGCAGCAGCCGCCAGCCAAUCACGUUCACCCGCAGCCUGACGUCCUCAGCACGCCGUUCAGUCACAUGACCCUGUCGCAGCAGCCCUCCAGCGACGGCGGGGUGUCGGCUCCGGACGGCCGCCACUACCCCUCCCCGUACGGCCACCACCCGUCCCCCGUGCUGCUGCACGGAGCCCCACCGCCGCAGGUCGCCGGCUACAUGGUGGCAGGGCCAUCAGGGGGUCACGCCGGGGUGCUGCAGGGUCAGCACGUCCCGCUUCCUGCGACGGGCCCCAGCUACACGUAUCCCGGCUCCAACGCCGCUUUCCCCGCGCUGAGUCAGCCCCUGCUCCAGCAGCACACCUACAUCCAGCAGCCGCUGCAACAGCAGAUGUCCGCGUGCUACUGCUCAUCAGCCCACCAUUCACAGUGCUCCAACCAGCAGCAGCAGCAGCAGCAGCAUCAGCAGCAGUAUCGAGCUCCUCUCAACCAACUCACCUAUAACUGCCCUCCGAGCCAAAACCUGCCCCAGCAGCAAGUGCACCAAGCCAUGAUGCCAAGCCCAGCGUCCAGCUACCAGACCGUAGUGGGCAUGCAGCCAACACCCAGCCUCGCUCUCACUGGCAACCAGCAAAGCAAUAUGGCCAACCAGAUGCAAGGCAUGAUGGUCCAGUACCCUCCAAUGCAGUCUUAUCAGCAGGUCUCUGUUCCACAGCAGACGUACCAGCAGCCAGUGUUUGUGUCCUGCCAGCCAGGACAGGGGGCAGUGGCUGUUUCUGGCAUGCAGCCCUGCUACAGCCUGCUGCCCACCAACCAGCACACCACCAUGAGUUCAACAGUGAGUUUCCUGCCCGCCCCGAUGAUGGAGCCGCUCCAGUUUCCUCAGAGCUCGUCUCCCUGCGUCUCCCAGCAGCACCCAGGCCAACAGUACGCAGGUUUGUUACAACCAGCGCCCGGCGGAGGUAUGGUGAUGCUUCAAAUGGCCGCGCCCCCCUGCCAGCAGCCCCGGGCCCCCUCUCCCUGCCAGAGGAAGCAGCCCAGCCACAAACACUCGGGCGCCGAGCAGCAGCAGCAGCAGCGAGGCCGCAGGCCUGCUGAGCUCCCUCAGACUCCUGACAACACCCAGAGCAGCCUGCCUUCGUCUCCGGCGCUCACCCCCUCGCCCUGCCAGCCGCCCAGCAUCAAGGGCCUCUCAUCAGGCGUCUCCCCAAUCCCCGUCCUCUCCCACCACCCGCAGCUCCCUACAGCCUUCAUCCACACUGGACAAGGUGAUGCUCAUUACUCUCUACUGGGUCAGCCUCUGCAGUACAAGCCCUCCAUCAGACCACCGCUGCUGCACACCGCACACAUGGUGACCAAACACCAGGGUCCUCUGGGAGUUUGGCGUAGUGGUCAUGGAAGGAAGUCCAGCAGAAAGCCUCUAUCUUCAGACCUCAGUUGAGAAGUCAGACCCUGGAAAUGACACGUCCUCCGGCGGGGAUCAGCUGCACAGACUCCCACCGGCUCCUGGCAGAAGCUCGACGAAGCGGGGGUGGCGAAUUGAUCCAGCGGCUGUCUUGAUUAUCUCAACGCGAGCAGAGGCGCUCCCGGUGGACAUCUGGCCUCAUCACACCCCAUCUUUGCCAAACGCGCCACCUUAAAAAACUCAGAACUAGCACCGCAUUCAAAGGGUGGGAGCGGCGUGACGCGGACAAGGCCAGCUCAUAGCUGCUAGGAUAUCGGUGCACCUUUAAGGCGCCAACAUGAACCUCUGCUGCCUCAGUCUGGACCGCCUCCCAGAUACUGUCCAAAGUAUCCAAUGUUUGAAUUGUGAACAUUCACUUUUAUUUUUGUUUAAGGUUUUUACCUUUUGUUGUUUCUUCCUGGCCAACAGAUUUGUGCAAAGAGUUCAACAAAUCUACCUUUGUUCUAAUUUUUCUUUUCUUUUUUCUUGGAGGUUUUAGUUGCCGGGUCAUGUCUCUUGUGAUAGCAGGUAUAGGAGUGUGACAACACCACAUAGAGCAAGGCAUACCAAUUUGAUUUUGCCCACUUUUUGAAAUAAAACUAUUGAGGUUUGUUUAAGUUUAUGUAACUAACUUGCUUUUAUCUACUGUUGGAUACACAAGAACGCUCCCCAGCAACAUCUGUACAAUGUGAAAACACUGAAUAAUGGAGACUACCUGAAUUAUUUAAAGAACCAUCAACCAUUGUGAAUGUGGCAUUUGCACUGAAGUAAUCAAAGUGAAAGAUUUGAUUUGUAUGCGACAGAGCCUGAUUUUUUUUUUUCUUUUUUUUUCUUUAACUUCUAUUUUUGACCCUCCCAUACCUGCUUGUUGCACUCGCCAGGCUACUUUGUUUUAUAUGAUUAAAUUAAAAUGUUUAUAUGCACAAUUAAAAGGCAAAUUGAGUGCGUCACUCUUUGCUUAAUGUGUGAAACAUUAGUUCUGUUUAUGGUUGAUAUUUUCAUACUUUCUCCUGGUUUGUUUGACUUUAAUAAAUGUUUGCACCAGACACA
Messenger RNA from Fundulus heteroclitus (mummichog), 4403 nucleotides. Its product is annotated as R3H domain-containing protein 1. The transcript has 26 exons. Gene Ontology annotation, molecular function: nucleic acid binding. The coding region runs from base 366 to 3350 and encodes 994 amino acids. The record is from RefSeq and is a predicted model, not a curated record. NCBI's taxonomy places the organism in Eukaryota, Metazoa, Chordata, Actinopteri, Cyprinodontiformes, Fundulidae.